This is a messenger RNA of Paramecium tetraurelia, 855 nucleotides long. RefSeq lists its product as uncharacterized. The record is from RefSeq and is a predicted model, not a curated record. The transcript has 2 exons. NCBI's taxonomy places the organism in Eukaryota, Ciliophora, Oligohymenophorea, Peniculida, Parameciidae.
AUGUACAACAAAAUGCAAUUACUACUUAUUCUCCUAUUGAUUGUAAAUUCUACGUUUGAAAGCGAAUGCAGUUGUGAUCAACUAGGGGAGAAGGAUUGUAAAAUAGCAAAACAAUGUAAAUUCGACUAAAAUUCAUGUCAAUUAAAAAGUUGUUAGGAUUAUUCGAUAUCUGAGUGCAACUAUAUUCCCAACUGUAACUCAGAGAACAAUGUAUGUAAAGAUCAUUUUUGGUCUACCUGUGCAGAUAUACCAUUAGAAGUUUGUGAAUUUCGUGAAAAUUGUGCAAUAAAUAAUGAAAAUUAGUGCAAAGAAUUUACAAAGUGUGAAGAUUAUUAAUUUAGUGGGAAUGGGAAUUGUAAUUUGAAAAAUGUAAAUUGUUAUAAUGGAUAAGAUGGGCAUUGCAAAAAGAAAACAUUGAUUGGGAACUGUUCAGAAGUGCAUGAGGAUUGCGAGAAGUAUUAAAUGUUGGAUACGAAAUAAUGUGUAGUAUCAACUGACAAUAAAUGUGUAAGUAUACAAGUUACUCAAUGUUCCAAUAUGAAUGGAACACCUGCUUGUUCGUUUUAUCAAGAAUGCAAUUGGGAUAUAACCACGAGUAUUUGUAGUGAAAAAAGAUGCAGUGAUUUGAGUUCACAAAAUUGCAAUGGUGCAAUAAAGAAUUUGAAUGGAGAUCAGAUGGUUUGCUAUUGGGAUGGUGGAGUAUGUCAGAAGAUGAAUUCGAUUGAAGAUUUAUCUGAAACGAAUUGCUACUAAUCCACAAAUGGGUAGCACACCUGGAGAGAUGGGGAGUGCCAGGAGUGCAGCUCAUUUGGGGGAUUAGUGAUACUGAUAAAUUAUUUAAUAUAUUUAUUUUGA